AACAAUCUGCUGCCUUUGCAAUAGUGGUAGGUGCGUUGCCAAAUAACUUGAGAGUGGAUUUGCACUCGAUUAGGUACACCAUCCCAGUGCAAGUGAUCAGCCAGUAUGUAUAAUAAAAAUCAAGCUUUUACAGACAUCAAAUUAGUAUUAAUUUCUUCUAAGGGCCUCAUCAGCCUGCAUGGACACCUUCAUUUCGCGCUUGGUGAAAAACCGUGCUGCACUGAAAUCCACUUCCACUACUUAGUUACCUUAUUACUUACAAUGGAAACAUUUUAGAAGCAACUUUCAGUAACCUCUCGAUCUUGUGUUUUUCUAAAGGCAAAGUGAUUGCUUGUAUAAUACUUUUUUUGAUGUUCAUGAAAAGAAAAAGAAUGUGUGAGUGGGUGCGCGCCCGUGUGUGCGUGUUGGGCGGAAUUCAUCUUUUUUUUUCCGGAGUGUGGGGGUGGUUACAUGGUUGGCAGCAACUGUGCAGUCACUGUGAUCAUGCGCAUUUGCUCGUGCACGCUGCUUUCCCCAAAAGAGGUUCCAGUUGAUCUCCCGAGCCACUUUGUCUUGAUCCUCAUCGCACGCCUACUUGCAACCUCGCUCUUAUUUAUCGUCAUCCCAAACAUGGAACCCUCCAAGACUCCCCACGGUUUUUGCCUCAAGUCUUCAUUCAGCAUCAGUAACUUGUUGUGGAAGAACCGGGAGACAUCUAGUCAUCAGGACCGGAGCGUACUGGUUGAUUCUGAACCAAUGAGGAAUGAUGAAGACGAGAAAAGUUGCCUUAAAGCCGACAAACCUCCAUUUAGUUACAACGCUCUUAUCAUGAUGGCCAUUCGCCAAAGUCCGGACCGACGUCUCACCUUGAGCGGCAUCUACGAAUUCAUCAUGCACAACUUUCCCUUCUACAGACACAACAAACGUGGUUGGCAAAACUCAAUACGGCACAACUUGAGUCUGAACAAAUGUUUCAUCAAAGUGGCGCGCCAUGACGACGAUCCCGGCAAAGGAAAUUACUGGAUGCUGGACUCGUGCAGUGAGGACGUCCUCAUCGGGAGCACCUCGGGGAAACUACGGCGUAGGAUCCCACUUGGUACCAGGACUGGUACCUCCUUUGCAUCCAGGAGAGCUGCGGUUCGGUUGAUGUCCACUAGCUCCUUUUACUGGCCGCCGGUACCACCCUUGGUGCCGCUUCCAUCAUCAGUGCGCACCUACCACUUGGAAACAGAACAUCACGUGAGUGCGCACACUCGCUUGUCUACGUCGCCUGUACACGCAUCACGGGCAACUUAUGCAAACCCCGGCGGUCUCACAAGCUUCGUGAAAGCACACCAAGAAGAAUUUGAUUUUGGACUCUGCUCCGAGGAAAACGCUUGGCAACGAAAAUUCUCUACAUCCAUCCCAACAUGCACCUGUUGUCUCCAGGAUCAACGUUCUUUCGGCAUGAUCUCAGGACAAGCCAACUUCUUCAAAAUACCGUGUGGUGACUGGGAGUCAGCUAACAAGACGUUCCUCGGACAGUCUGUACCUAGUCACUCUGACCUGGGAAGAAGCUGGGGUGACCUUUGCUCCCUUCGUCUAGGAACAUAGUAGAUGCAGGAAACAGCCUGUGAGCAAGAGCAUUUGAUACAGUUGGAUAUAGAGUUUUAAAGCCAUCAGUAAUUCCCAAAACAAAUAUUUAAUGUCGUUUCCCUAUAACACAAAUUUGUUGUCCCCCUCGACUCCACCUAGGUCCUAGCCGUGUGGUUUUCUGCUAGAAUUCUUUUUAUUUUUAAAGGUUUUGAAUAGUUCUGCAGAUUUUUUUGCUUUACGUAGGCUACAGUGAAUACAUGUUUUAUUAACAAUAAUAAAUGCUACAACUUAAUGCUGGGUUUAUAAACAUUUGUAUACUAUAUGUUUAGACAACAAUAACACACCUAAAGCGGCUAAAAACCAUUAGUAGGCUUUUUACCUUUUCUCCAUAAUAAUGAAUACUGCAUGCUGUAAACUAUGUCAUUUGAAAUUUUGAGGUGCAAAACUAAGUCAAAUCAAGAAAUAUAACAAAGUAGUCCAACAAAUAAAGCAUGAAGUAAACAACUUUCCACAUAAAAUUAUACUUGUUGCUGCCAAUUGUAAAAUAUCUUUAAGGGAGGAGCAUGGUAGAAAACUUAUUAAUGUAAGUAUGCGUGAGUAAAACCAAAUCUGAAAUGGAUAAUUAAAUUUGCAGUUCUUGAACACAGAAUUUAUUAAACUCUGAUCAGAUGAUUGAUAAUACUUAUUUUAUGUAUUUUACUACUCAGUAAAAAGGUCCUCUUUUUAUGUGUCGUCUCACUGCUGAAACAAAGAAGGGCUUUCAGAGGCUAUUAUGGUGAUUACAAUUUGAAAACAUAUUUAAGGUGCAUGUGAAAAUAGAAUAAUAAUAUGACAUUUUGACGUGGACAUUCUGGUGAUUGCGAAUCUUCUUUAAAUUAUUUGACUACAGUUUGAAUGUUUCAUCCAAGUUUAUAAUGCUCUGAAUAUUAAUUUGAACUGUCAAAAUAAAUUGAUAUAAGAUUACAGCCCUUAAGCACAUUAUUUUUAUUUUGCCCAUAUGCCAUGUAUUUUUCAUUUAACCUGUAAAAUGGUAGGACGUAGUGAUGGGGGUUUUUGUCGUUAUGAGUUUGCAUAUUCAUCAAUAUGUUUACUACCCAUUGAAUUACUAGUUACGUUUAUUAAGAUUAUGCCCGAAAGAAAGGUGGAUGAAAACUGUUAACGGUUAACCUGCAUGAAAUACUUACGCUGUAUAAUAGUGAGCAGUCAUAUCAGUCUGAAUAAAGCACAUUUAAAAUGCAGUACUGUGCGUGGUUUUUGAGUGUGUUUCUGGCUCAUCUCAGUUGGUUACUUCAAUAAGGUAACUAGUUGCAAAAUCUAAACACAAUAAGAUGAUUGAAACGCACUGAGCUAUUUUUGGGGGCCUGCUGAGGUCCACAGUUGAUCUGGCUGUCUUUUAGCAGAAAACUAAUAUCAUGUCUCAUGUAGGUAAUCUCAUCAGAAACACUUCUCAUCACACACUUGUCACACAGUUCUUCACCAUAUCUGCAGGCCGCAACCAUGACAGCAAGCACGAUUAAAAAUGAAUUGAUCAGUUUUAGCAAACAUCUUCUUCAGCAUAUUGCAGGUAUUUUCUCUAAUCCUAACAUCAAGUAUCUCA
Molecule: messenger RNA, 3151 nt
Organism: Syngnathus typhle (broad-nosed pipefish)
Lineage: Eukaryota; Metazoa; Chordata; Actinopteri; Syngnathiformes; Syngnathidae
Product: forkhead box protein G1-like
Exons: 1
Coding region: 451-1572 (373 amino acids)
Biological process (GO): regulation of transcription by RNA polymerase II
Cellular component (GO): nucleus
Molecular function (GO): DNA-binding transcription factor activity; sequence-specific double-stranded DNA binding
Source: RefSeq, a predicted model, not a curated record